GCUUGUAGCUCUCUUUUCUCUAUUCGCGAAACGUUUUCCAAAAACCGUCGUCUCUCCAUACCAAUCACAAAGCCAAACCAUCAUGGCCCAACUCUGUGCCCCUGCAACCAACAAGAUCAACCUGUUCAGUCUGGACAGUGUCGACUUUAACCCUGGUCUGUGGUUCGCGACUUUUGCAGUCACUCGGCAUUUGCGAUACCGGACAUUGAUCAAUGCAUAUGGUAUGAACAACUACGACCACAGCGGGACUCCAGGUGUAUUCGCUCUUCAUGUGCGGGUUGUCCCUUUGGGCGCGGGAAUUUUGUCGGAUUUCCAGCGAAUGGGCCAAAGCUGUGACGAUACGAUCAAGCUGGCUGAUUCCGCUGCGCAGGUAUACGAUGAUAUCUUCGGGAAGAUUUCCACUUAUAAGAAAAACAAGGAAACAGAUCAUGCCCAGUUUUACAAAGAGAAUGCAGAGAACGCGAUCAAGGCACAGCAGCAUCGUAUUCAACAGGCUGCUGUUCUCUUCCAGACCACAUCCGAAGGCCUGGGCUACGCGCUCGCAGACAUCCCAGAGCUGAAGCCCUUGACUGAUUACUGGUGCACGUGGUACCAGACUGAAGCAAGGAAGGAUAUCCAGAACGAGGGCGUCAAAAGGCUGUUGGGAGACACUACCACACUGAGGAAAUCAUUGGACACCGCUGAGCCUAGCUUGCAAGCGAUGAAAGGCUAUGCGAUUGCAGUCAUGCAGGAUUUCCAAGUUACUCACGACUGGGUCAAGGUCGAACAUCUUGACAAGUCAGACGAAUACUUGGCACAGCUCCACAAGAGCGUUCUCGCUCGUUGGGACGGCCGCAAACAGGAUGCCCAGAAUUUCAAGGACACUGUCUUUGCGUACUGGAACCCACGAGCCCAAGAGGCCCUGAAUGGCUCGUACGCUGAACGAACUGCGCAUGACAAUCCCGGCCCGAAAUAG
Messenger RNA from Aspergillus pseudonomiae, 955 nucleotides. RefSeq lists its product as uncharacterized. The transcript is spliced from 8 exons. The record is from RefSeq and is a predicted model, not a curated record. Bases 83 to 955 code for a protein of 290 amino acids. Lineage: Eukaryota; Fungi; Ascomycota; Eurotiomycetes; Eurotiales; Aspergillaceae.